GUAGUUGUAGUGUUUUUAUAAAACUUAGCAUAAAAGGUGGAGCUUGGUAAAAACUGAUAAGUGAGAUUCUUUGGUUUUAUUUAGGUAUGUAAUAUGGUAGGUUUUGUUUUGCAAGGAUGACCUUAUUACUGUCAAGUCUCCUUUUGACGUAUUUGGUGGUAUACAUAGGUGCUGAAAACACAUACACGACGCAAUAUGACGGUGUGGAUUUGGAUGAGAUUUUAACGAACGACCGUAUGUUGACUGCGUAUAUCAACUGCUUGCUGGAUAAGGGUCCGUGCACGCCUGAUGGGAAGGAGUUGAAGAAAGAUCUCCCCGACGCCAUCGACAACGACUGCAGCAAGUGUAGCGAGAAACAGAAGGAGGGAUCAGAGAGAGUGAUGCACUACAUCAUAGACCACAGACCUGACGACUGGAACAAGCUGGAGAAAAAAUACAACGCUGAUGGUAGCUACAAAUUGAAGUACAUGACGAAGAAAAAGAAUUCCAGCGAAAACGACAAGAAAAAUUCUGUUGAGGACGAACAUUGAAAGUACUAUCAGAGGAAUUAAUCCUUAGACAGAUGGUGGACCUACUGUUUUCAGUCGGGUUAUGUUUAGCGCAGAUGGCAAAUUAGGACUAACAUAGACUUAACAUUUAAUCCAACCAAAUAAUACAAUAAUAAUAAUACGCCAUCUGUCUACAAAUCAAUUACUCUGAUGGCUUGGCACGACAACGAAAUUGACUGAGCAACAUUCAUACCGGACUAUGUUUUAAAAGUCGCUAUUAAAAGUUAGGGGUUAUAAUACUUAUUGUGUUUUAUGCACCCCAUUUAAGUAUAAACGUAUGGUAAAA
Messenger RNA from Aricia agestis (brown argus), 834 nucleotides. RefSeq names its product ejaculatory bulb-specific protein 3-like (gene CSP12). The coding region runs from base 117 to 530 and encodes 137 amino acids. The transcript is spliced from 4 exons. The record is from RefSeq and is a predicted model, not a curated record. Lineage: Eukaryota; Metazoa; Arthropoda; Insecta; Lepidoptera; Lycaenidae.